Messenger RNA from Zingiber officinale, 2042 nucleotides. Its product is annotated as transcription factor MYB3R-5-like. Gene Ontology annotation, cellular component: nucleus. The transcript has 4 exons. Gene Ontology annotation, biological process: regulation of DNA-templated transcription. Bases 67 to 1167 code for a protein of 366 amino acids. The record is from RefSeq and is a predicted model, not a curated record. Gene Ontology annotation, molecular function: RNA polymerase II cis-regulatory region sequence-specific DNA binding; DNA-binding transcription factor activity, RNA polymerase II-specific. NCBI's taxonomy places the organism in Eukaryota, Viridiplantae, Streptophyta, Magnoliopsida, Zingiberales, Zingiberaceae.
UGGCAUAAUCAUUUGGAUCCAACGAUAAGAAAGGUUGCUUGGACUUCAGAGGAGGAGCUUGCUCUCAUGAAUGCCCAUCGCAUGUAUGGAAAUAAAUGGGCAGAAAUUGCAAAGGUCUUACCUGGAAGGAGUGACAACUCAAUAAAGAACCACUGGAAUAGUUCCUUGAAGAAAAAGUUAGAUUUCUUCUUGGCCACUGGUGGUGGAGAUACACUUCUGACUUCGAGAAAUAGAUCAGAGAAUUUUACUAAAGCUUUUUCUGGAUCAGCCAGUUCCUCAGAUUCUGGUCUGCAUCCUGAAGCAUCUAAAUCGGAUGACCGAAAGAAUUGUCUGCAACUAUCAUUAGUUCAUGGUAAAACAGAAACUGCAACAACUGUGUUGGUAAACGAAGUUACUGAUCUAAAUUCCCAAUGCAGCAUGCAGACUCCUAUGUCUGAUGGCUGCAAUGGAUACGAACACAGUAAAGAAUUGGUGAAUCAUGGAAAUACUAGGGAGAGUGGCCAACUGAAUGAUGCAUGUCAACUAACAUUACUUGAUGAAUCUCCUUAUGGUCUUGGUCCACUCUUUCAUAAGCCUUCUCAGCUUCAAGAUGUUUGCCAUUCUGUUGUUUCUACUCCUUUAUACAAUUCUCUCCGAAAGCAAUUAGACUGCUCAGCAGUAUCGUCACCAAAAGAAUAUCAGACACAUCCCUCUUCGAAGGGGAAGGAACCAGCGCAAAGUAUUGAAUCAAUAUUAAAAGAUGCAGCUAGAAGUUUCCCUAACACUCCUUCUAUCAUUAGGAGGACAAAGAGGGAAACAGAAAUGACUCUUGCUUCUGAAACUAGUUUGUCACAUGCAGACAGCGUAAAGUUUUUGGAUAACUCUGCUACGACUGGGAGGAGCAGAGUAACCUUGGAGGCAGUUGAAUCUUCAAUGACUAAACCUGGUCCAAGUGAUUCUGACAGAAGCAAUAAUUCAUACCGUGACAACAGUUUCAAUGCUUCUCCUCCGUACAGGUUGAGGUCCAAAAGGACUGCAAUUAUCAAGUCUAUGGGUAAACACCUUGAUUUUACAGUCGACGAAAAUGAUUGCGACAGUAAAAUCAAGCCCCCAAGCUCUUCUGUGCAUUCUUCCAAGCAUACAACUGAGGGAAACAGUCAAAAUCUAAUUGGAUCUAAAAAGCACUAAAUCAGAACUAAGUUCAACACGCCCAGAUUCAUGUUUGGACAAUAAAAAUUUGGGAUACAAUUUCUACUUGGAUCGGACAUAUUGGAUUGCACAAGUUUCUCAUUUUCCCUGUGCAAGAUAAAGCUUAAAUUGCAAACGGAUUUCUAUUUGCACCCAAGUUACCCAAAUCACGCAAGGUUAGAUCCUUAAUUGUUAUUAAUUGUUAUAAAACUUUCCAGCGGAAUAAGAACUUGUCUUGAAUUCAUGUUCAGAAUUAUUCCAUAGUGAAUAGGAUACGUGACAAUAAACCCAUGGGCAAUCUUUUACUGUCUGAUUCUUGCCAUGCAAUUCAAUAUGACAUGAAUCAUUGAAUGCCAUACCCUAUUGCUUUCUGGUUGUGCACUUUGUUAUUUAUAUGUUUAUUUUUCCAAGAUGAAUUAAUGCACUUUGUUAGAAUUACUGGGAUCAUAAUUCGGAAUUGUUACCGCACUAGCUGCAGAAUUCCAUCAUAAACCUUGUCAGGAUAUGUUUAUGUUAGAACCGGGAUAUUUGGUUGUCUGUCAACUUCAAAAAUAAGUUUCUGUUGAUAAUAAUUGCAAAAUAGAGCAAUAAAGGAAAAAGUUUGAGAAAUGCAAGUAAGAAACAACUCGAAGUUUAAUGUCUAGCUAAGAUUUCAAGCUUUCAUCUUAAAGAUCUAGUCAUGGUACUUUUGUUGUCGGCAGGAUAGUCAUUGUUUUGAAUUAAGUCUUAUACAUCUAUUUUAAUUGGAUUCUAGCUGAUAUGCUCCUCUAGGGUUCGGUUUAUGAAACGUGACUAGUAUAAAUUUAUAAACUAAUCUUUGUCAAUAUUAUUAAAUUUAAAAAAGGUUUAAGAUAAUUCAACAGGUUUCAAGUAAC